Messenger RNA from Triticum turgidum subsp. durum (durum wheat), 1554 nucleotides. Lineage: Eukaryota; Viridiplantae; Streptophyta; Magnoliopsida; Poales; Poaceae. The record is from the annotation of a GenBank genome assembly.
AUGGGAAGGCGCCGCCGGUUCGCUCUGCAGUACACCAGCGACGACGACGACGACAAUGCUGCACCCGAGGCGCCCAAAACCACAGUCCCCGACUCCUCGCGCCACAAGAAGCAGCAGCGCCGCUACCGCGACGACGAUGACGACGAGGCGGACCUGGAGCUCGCGGAGGAGGAAGAGCAAGAGAUGAAGAGCAACGAGGAGGAGGAGACGCAGGCCCGCAAGCCCGCGCGCCCUGCUGAGAACAGCGACGGGGAGCUGGGCCACAAGGCGAAAGCGGAUGAGGAGGGGGACGACGGAAAUGGUUCGGAUGCGGUGCCCUUGGGCAACCCCGUGGAGGUUCCUGGCGAGGGGAAGCACUACUCUUCCUUCGAAUACGAGGGCAACAUCUACAAGCUCGAGGAUUCGGCGAUGUUCUCGCCUGAUCUGGAGAACGACAAGCCCUAUGUCGGCAUCAUCAAGGGUAUAAUUGAAGUUGAUGGGAGCUUAUCCGUAAGUGCUCAGUGGUUUUAUAGACCAGAAGAAGCCGAGAAAGAGGGUGGUGACCCAAGGGAGUUAUUUUAUAGUUUUCAUAUUGAUGAAGUGCCAGCAGAGUCAGUUAUGCACAUGUGUGUGGUCCAUUUCAUUCCUGAGCACAAGCAGGUGCCAAGUAAAAAGGAACACCCUGGAUUCAUUGUCCAACAGGUGUAUGACCACAGAGAGGAGAAGAUGUAUAAAAUAACGGAUAAGGACUAUGAGGAUGACAAGCAGCAUCAGAUUGAUCUCCUUAUUAUGAAAACAAUAGACCGUAUUGGGAGGCUUCCAGAUCGUGAUCCUGAAGAUAUACCUGGUGACAACACUGAUAAAUUAUCAAGACGAGGCUUGCGGAAGAGACCUCUGAAGCCUAAAGAUGUUCCAAGAGAUGCUUCUACAGGCAUAUCUGAGCAAUUCAGAAGAGAAGAUACACCCGUGAAUGAUAAUCUGAAGUAUUUUGCCAUCCUUGUCAGACAUGAAGUGAUUACUGGUAACCAGUAUCGUGAUUGGUGGCUUGAUAAAUUUGUAGACACUAUUCUGGCACUCCCUCAUUCAAGAAAUGAUAAUGAAAAUUCUUAUGCACCUAAUGAGGUUGUUCCAAUAGUAGCCUCCUUAGAAAGAUCAACGUUUGAAGCUCUUCAUGCAGACUACCAUAAGUAUAACCAGAAAAUGAGAACAUUAUUGUUCAACAUCAAGAAAAGCUCUGUACUGUGCAAGCGACUAAUGGACAAGGCGCUUGAUCCUCCGGUUCUGUUAACGAUGACCCCUGACGAACUAAAGGCUGGGUUGACACCAGCAGAGAUAGCGUCUGAAUCAGAAGAAUCAAGGCAGCUGCAGAUGACUGAGGCCCGGUGUAGAAGAUGCACAGAAAAGAAAGUAGGCAUACUUGAUAUCAUUCAUGCCAGCCGUGGAGAUCGCUAUCAGGAAUUAGAGACUUCCCUAAAGCUCAAUUGUUGCAAAGGAUAUUUCAAAGGGUAUUGCUCACAAAGGUCGAAUGUAUUUCCUGCGGAUACACAUCAUUUGCGUCCAGAGAUGACAUCUUAA